GAGAGAGAAACGCCGCGCAUCUUCUCAGGUUGCGGGGCGCGCGCACCCCCCGCGGCUCGUCUUUCAGCGAACGACCCGACGUGCACUGCGCUCCCUCUCCGCCUCCCCCGUUCACUGCGCGUUCCCGCACCGCGUCUUUCCACCUCAUUUCGCAGCGCUCACUGGCUCCCGCGCGCGCCUCUUCUCACUCGUCCGUCCGUCCGUCGUCGGGGCGUCGCGCGCUCCAGGCAGCUGGCGCCAAGGCUUUCGGGGGGCACAUGGCGCGCGGCCGCCCGGCCAGGUCCGCGCUGUCGUCGGGUUGCCGCUGAGGGGGACAGGCAGCGGGCAGCUGCGAGCGAGCGACUCUCCCUUCCGAAGAGCCCCUCGCCUCCCGCGUCCCGAUCGCCGCCGUGACCGCCGCUCGCUCCGAAACCCAAAUGAUCAUCAUGUCCUCGCCCGCGUCUCCGCGGUGAAGCGCGUCCCGGAUCGGAUGGGAGCGCGGCCUUCAUCAUCAUGCUGUCCAGGAAGGGACUCAUCCCGGAGGACUACGUGCUGACGCGGCUGGCCGAGGAUGUGCUGCUGCAGCCCAAGCUCCGCGCGAAGCAGCGCAAGGCGCGCUUCGUGGCCAAGAACGGCGCGUGCAACGUGGCGCACACCAACAUCCGCGAGCAGGGCCGCUUCCUGCAGGACGUGUUCACGACGCUCGUGGACCUGCGCUGGCUGCACACGCUCGUCAUCUUCACCAUGUCCUUCCUGUGCAGCUGGCUCCUCUUCGGCAUGGUGUGGUGGCUCGUGGCGUUCGCGCACGGGGACCUGGACCAGCAGCGCGGCGAGCUCGGCGAGCGCUUCGUGCCGUGCGUCACCGACAUCCACUCCUUCGCGUCGGCCUUCCUCUUCUCCAUCGAGGUGCAGGUGACCAUCGGCUUCGGCGGCAGGAUGAUCACGGAGGAGUGCGCGUCCGCCAUCGUCAUCCUCAUCGCGCAGAACAUCGUGGGCCUCGUCAUCAACGCCAUCAUGCUCGGCUGCAUCUUCAUGAAGACGGCGCAGGCGCGCCGCCGCGCCGAGACGCUCAUCUUCAGCAAGCACGCGGUGGUGGCGCUGCGCAACGACAAGCUCUGCUUCAUGGUGCGCAUCGGCGACCUGCGCAAGAGCAUGAUCAUCAGCGCCACGGUGAGGAUGCAGGUGGUGCGGCGCAGCACGACGCGCGAGGGCGAGCUGGUCCCGCUCGACCAGAUCGACAUCCACAUGGACAACCCGGUGGGCACGAACGGCGUCUUCCUCGUGUCGCCGCUCAUCGUGAGCCACGUGAUCGACCGCAACAGCCCGCUCUACGAGCUGUCGGCCGCCGAGCUGCCGCACGAGGACCUCGAGGUGCUCGUGGUGCUCGAGGGCGUCGUGGAGACCACGGGCAUCACGACGCAGGCGCGCACCUCCUACCUGCCCGAGGAGAUCCUGUGGGGGCAGCGCUUCGUGCCCACCGUGUCCGAGGAGGACGGCAUGUACGCCGUGGACUACUCCAAGUUCGGCAACACGGUCAAGGUGCCCACGCCCACGUGCAGCGCGCGGCAGCUCGAGGAGCAGGGGGGCGUGGCCCGGUACCGGCUCGCGGACCCCCCGCGCAGGGGCCAGGUGAGGAGGAGACAGCAGUCGGUGCGCCUCAAGACCCCCAGCAGCCCGCGCUAGCCGAGGACCGGGGCUGCUUUCAAAACAUUUCAGCUGCGGUAGCAGCGCGCGCGCCUUUUAUUUAUGCGAGUGUUGUGAUUGAUUGCAAGCGAAGUUCUGCUGUCGAAUCGAAUGUAUAAAAAAGUCACUGUCUAAGAUCACCCUCCCCUCCCCCGCUAUGUCUCAGACUGGUUUGCGGUAUUAUUUGUAGCGCUAGAGCCCGUUAAUUCGCCGCCUGAAUGCGGCUCGAAACAACUGAGCGCGUGGCUGCGCGCGCCAGGCAUGCCGUGUGUUGUGUCGCAUGGAACGUGCACGCGUCUUUCUUCUUGUGUGGUCGGGGAUCCGGGUAGCGUGUUUUAGCUUGAAGCAGUUUGGAGAGCAGGGUAAAACGGUGUGAAAUCGGUCGGGCCGCGUGGUGCCUUGGAAGGUCACGUGACAGUCGGGUAAGCAAGUCAGCAAUAAAGUGCAGAUGAAUUUGAGUGCGCGCUCAUAAAGUGCCUCCAGCUGAAGUACAGCGAAUGCCACGUGUGUGACAAUAUACUUAGUCUGUAAUGUAAUAUUCACUAAUAUUUAGUUUCAAAGGGUCCAAAAUCAAAACCCCAAAAGUGUGUUCUGUCUUUGCUGCGGUGGAAUGACCUCCCUCUGUCCCUCAGAGCUGCUGAAUCCCUCUCAAAGCUCAAAAAGGGUCUCAAACAUCUGUCACGCGUUAGCUGCCCAAUGGCUCCUAGUGCUCUCCAGCUCUGCAGGGGGUCCACACUCAUGAGCAGGUUUCCACUACAAGAUAGGUUUUAUGCCCAGUUAUGGGGCACACAGAAUAUUGGUGUGUGUUAGACACGUUGCCCCCUAAAAACAGAUAGGUUCAACCCUACUGACUGAAUUCGAAGAAGGUCCGGGUUGGCAGUAAGAGGCAUUGUGGGGAAGGGGGGGAUAUUGAUACUGUGAGAUACUUGUGGGUUUUGGUGUCACUGCUGGGCAGCUGUCAACAGUCACACAGCAGGUGUGUGAAGCGCGACCCACCAUCAGCAAUUUCCACUAAAGACACUCGAGUUAUGUCCCCUACUUCACGGAGACCCACUGUGCACCGUUUUUACCGUACAAAUUUAAUAGAAAAUUUAAUAUAUUAAAAUAAUAAAACUAAA
This is a messenger RNA of Scleropages formosus (Asian bonytongue), 2780 nucleotides long. RefSeq names its product potassium inwardly rectifying channel subfamily J member 11 (gene kcnj11). Bases 493 to 1662 code for a protein of 389 amino acids. Gene Ontology annotation, cellular component: plasma membrane. The record is from RefSeq and is a predicted model, not a curated record. The transcript has a single exon. Gene Ontology annotation, molecular function: ATP-activated inward rectifier potassium channel activity. Gene Ontology annotation, biological process: regulation of monoatomic ion transmembrane transport; potassium ion import across plasma membrane. NCBI's taxonomy places the organism in Eukaryota, Metazoa, Chordata, Actinopteri, Osteoglossiformes, Osteoglossidae.